GUUGACGCUUUGGCCGUUUUCGCGCUAUCUUCCGCUGUCGAAUUGCGUCUCUACAUUGGCUCUAUUUAACAAAUAGGUUCGUAGCCACCUAGAGCAGACCGUACAGGUUGCGGAAUGCGUCUUCGCUGGCCGUUCUGGGUACCUACCUGGUACCCAUUUGGUCCCAAUUGUGUAACGCGAGACCACAGCGAAACAAACCUGCCAAAAAAAAAAAAAAUCGUUGUUUAUCGACGGCAAACACAGUGUGCAUGUGCUAUUUCUCUUUUGCCACUUUGGUCAGCUUGAAAAUACCAUAAAUGCCUAGUUUAUACCAUCCGUUUCCGUGCAUGCGACAAGAAGCGUAGCAUAACCAAGACGAGCACUCCGGCUCUUGGCUAGAUCUAGUCAUCAUGCCAGCAGCCACAGAAUUUCCCCUGUUCACUCGGCUACCGAUAGACCUGCGACUCUUCAUAUGGGAGUUUGCCAUCCUUGAUCAUAAUCGAGACCGGCUUGUGCCAAUCAACGAGGAAACGAAGCGAGUGAUAUGCAUCGCCAAUAUCGCAAACUCUCUGUUCUUUCGCGUCACUUCCGAGAGCCGCAAGGUGUCUCAACAACUUUAUCACAUCCGGCUUCCCGUCUUCUGGAAAGUGCACGCCCCCGAUCCGCAGCACAGGGCCGUGGACGAGAACAUGGAAGACAACCCUGACGAAUGCCACGGUCACAUUUACAUUAGCUCUAAACACGAUACUUUCGUCUUCGGCCUCGACAGGUUGGCGCCCCAUCACAUCGACGAACAUUGGUGGCUCCAGAAACCGCUAGGCGGCCCGCCCAAUUUUGGUUGGAGGUCGGCUGGUCUUACCCAGCCACAAUGCCUAAAGGUUCGACGUAUCAUGCUGUUCAACUCCGUCAAUACACUUUGGCUGAAAGAUGGGUGCCACAAUACGCUGCGUUGUGCUGUCAGGUGUGGUGCGCUAGACGGGAAAGCUUGGCACGACGAGGGAGCCUUCCCAGGCGUUCAAGAAUGCAUUUAUGUGCCACUGGAAGGGGAGGCGUACUGGGAAUCUGUCUACCUAUACGCAUACAUGCUCGAUAGGCCCGGUCAUAGGGUCCUAGCAAGGCUGGGUAGGGGCAAUCAUCUUGUCUUCUUCGAUAAAGAACAAAUUACGGAGGCCCGAAACCAGUCCUCAGUGUGCGUCUGUAACGACGAGGAAAUCCGAGAGAGGGAAGUAACUUGGUGAUGACGCGGCGGGCUACACGAGUAACCUAGGUACCUGGUAUCUGCCUAGGUAGUUAUUUAGCUAUGGAUGAAGCUUUUACUACCCUGUCUCUGAUAUG
This is a messenger RNA of Hypoxylon trugodes, 1314 nucleotides long. RefSeq lists its product as uncharacterized. The transcript has a single exon. Bases 390 to 1217 code for a protein of 275 amino acids. The record is from RefSeq and is a predicted model, not a curated record. Lineage: Eukaryota; Fungi; Ascomycota; Sordariomycetes; Xylariales; Hypoxylaceae.